CGUGCGUGUGUGUAGGUGUGGUGUGUGUGUGAGUGUGUCGAGUCCCGCACGAGGAUCAUUCAUCAAAACUGACCCUGACCCUGGCCCUGGCCCUGACCACUCAACCGCCGUGUCGAGAGAGUUCUCCUGCUCAUUAAUAAUAAGAGUGGGUGAAAGCGCUUGCCGGAGAACGAUCGCAGCAACCUUAAGGCUGGCCACUACUACUCCAGGCUAACUCAAACGACCUUGUCUGAUCUUAGCGGUCUGCUGUGCUGUUCAAAAGCUCCCGUAUAGCGCUUCUUUCAUUCUUGGCCACCGAUUUGUCGAUACAAUUGCAUGUCACGUUGGCGAUUGUUGUCUUCACACCGUCCAUCAACUCGACUUCGACACCUUCCCUGAGGACUCUGUCAGCCCUUCACGUCCUCCCGUCAGCAUCUCCAAGUCUACCGUCCCCCCCAACGGCAGGCCGUCUCUCUCACACAAUGGAGAGCCUCACGUUGAACGAUGGGACACCAUACCAACGGCACUACCAUUACAGAGAUCAAAAGCCUCGUUCUCCACGCCUGCCAACUCCAGAUGUCUCGCGGAGCAGCCGAGAGACCUUGGUCGGUCCGUACGACAAUGGCCCCUUCUUCUUGCGGCCGAGUUCUGGAGAGAGGUCGUUGGGCAUCCCUAAUGGACCUACUCACUAUCGACGGGACAGUCGGAAUACUGUGAUACCACACUCUCCGCCGUAUCUCAAUGGCGAAGGACAGAAGCCAUCACUACCUCCGUUGAAGACCGUACUCGGAAACAGCAUUUCCAGUCCCCCUAGAACACCUAGUCCCGGUGGGAGUCCAGGUCAACUCGCCCCUCGUGAACCCUCAUAUAUCACGUCGACGUACAAACCGCCGUCACUCUAUCCAAACAAGAAGCAGCGUAUGGAACCGCUGUACUCGGGCGUCGCAGCCAACGGACCACGUUUCGCACCAUCGACUACACUCGAGCCGACCACGUCUGCCUCUUCCAUGCGCUCGAGCGUGCAGUUUCCGCCGAUGAACAGCACUCAUGUGCGCCGAACACACGCACAAUCAGUAGGCAGCCCACCCUGGAGCUCGCAGGACGCUUCUGCCCGAUCUGGUGGCGCUCGUACCCAUGAAAACGCACCUGGUCAGUAUCAAAAUGCAGAUCAACCGCCCGUCGAGCCAUCUUUCCCACGACGGAAUCCCUUCACUGGCACUGCACCGGAUCCGUUUGCGAGACAAAUGCGAGACAGCUUUGGACAGUCUGGCGACCGACCCAGCUCCCGCAGAUCGUCCGUGAGCACGUACGCCAUGUAUCCGCCCCCGUCGUCCUUCGACCGAGAACAGCCUCGACCCAGUCCAUACUCGGCAGGAGGCUAUGCGAUGCGAGACGGCUACAGCGAUCCGAGAGAUCCGAUCAGAUAUGGACGUCCAGAAGAGCACCAGGAUUGUCAGCCUGGCUUUCCCGCACAGCCAUAUCAGAGCAACGUUCCUGCGUACUUCAUGCCUAGCCACUACGAGUAUCAACAUGGAAAGGCACGCAAGAGAAGUAACCUUCCGAAACAAUCGACAGAGAUUAUGAAGACAUGGUUCGAUCAGAACAUCGCGAACCCUUACCCCAGCGAAGAGCAAAAGGCAGUCUUUUCCAAUGCAACGGGCAUCAGUAUGACUCAAGUGAGCAACUGGUUCAUCAACCACCGUCGAAGAUGUCCCGAGUUGCGUGACAAACGCGAAAAGAGUCGCGGCGGAGGUCGCGACAGCGACAUGUGAACAGAAUAUAUUUUUACCAGUUUCCGAAAGCUUCGAAUGUUUCAUUAAAUGGGGUACUACAACAUGAAGGGAUGGGAAAGAAUCAGGGACAUAUUGAUUCAUGAGGAACGGCGUAAUGAAAUGACACACACACACACACCCACAUACACACAGAGGUAUUGAGAGCAGCACAGCAGAGAACAGAUGAAUGACACAGGACCAAGGAAAAAGGGAAAUCACAGGAGACAAACGAUGAGCCGUCACAUCUUGAUUGAUUAAGGCUAGAUGAAGCAUAUGCAAGGGGAUCUCAUGAUAGGGUAUCACACCAGCCAUCUCAAUGACAAGAGAAAAGCAG
This is a messenger RNA of Sphaerulina musiva SO2202, 2085 nucleotides long. RefSeq lists its product as uncharacterized. Gene Ontology annotation, biological process: regulation of transcription by RNA polymerase II. Bases 462 to 1751 code for a protein of 429 amino acids. The transcript is spliced from 4 exons. NCBI's taxonomy places the organism in Eukaryota, Fungi, Ascomycota, Dothideomycetes, Mycosphaerellales, Mycosphaerellaceae. The record is from RefSeq and is a predicted model, not a curated record. Gene Ontology annotation, molecular function: DNA-binding transcription factor activity, RNA polymerase II-specific; RNA polymerase II cis-regulatory region sequence-specific DNA binding.